AUGGUUUCUGCAGUCAUUCUUCUAGCCCUGUGCAUCACCACCCUCAUCCUUUUCAGGUUCAUGCAUGAUAGGCGUGAUUUGAGAGAAGGAACCUCUCUUCAUGCACUCACUCCACAGAAUAACCAAAGGGUGGUGAGAAUUUUCGAUAAGCUUUUCUGGGUUGUUGAGGAAAAAAGGGGUGCCCAUAUGCAUGAAGUUAAGAAGCUGCUAGGAUCUAUUGUGUGUUUUGGAAACCAAGCAAUGGCGUCAUCAGUUAUUUCAAGGACAAGCGAAGCUGAUGGAUUGAAGUGA
This is a messenger RNA of Sphenostylis stenocarpa, 291 nucleotides long. NCBI's taxonomy places the organism in Eukaryota, Viridiplantae, Streptophyta, Magnoliopsida, Fabales, Fabaceae. The record is from the annotation of a GenBank genome assembly.